AUCGUUGACGGACCAGUUAAUUCGUCGGCGAUCUAGAACCAUCCUCUCGCCUCCGAUUUUAGCCUCCGCCACCACCUGUCGGCCACCGUUUCGCUCCUCUCUCUCUCCUUUCCGAUUCAGGAUCCCUUUCUUUUGCCCUAAAGAUCUGGAGAGAGAGAAAAGCACAUACUCAGAAGGAUCGGUAAUGGCGAAGGGCGUGAGUUCGGCGGCCGUGCAAGCAGAACAACUUAAAAUAGAUGGAAACAUGUAUUUCAAGAAGAAUCGGUUUGGUGCUGCAAUAGAUGCUUAUACGGAGGCGAUCACUUUGUGCCCUGAUGUUCCAAUUUAUUGGACGAAUCGUGCUUUAUGCCAUCGCAAGCGCAAUGAUUGGACAAGAGUUGAGGAGGACUGUCUAAAGGCUGUUCAGCUUGAUCAUAAAUCUGUCAAGGGUCAUUACAUGCUAGGGCUUGCACUACUACAGAGGCAAAAUUUUACUGACGGAAUAAAAGCGUUGGAAAAGGCUUUAGAUCUUGGGAGAGGUGCACACCCUAAUAGUUAUAUGGUGGAGGAGAUAUGGCAGGAGCUCGCAAGAGCAAAGUAUCAGGAGUGGGAGCGUGAUUCCACCAAGCGAUUGUCGGAUUUGCAGAAACUUGAAGAAUCUUGUGAGAUAGCUCUUAAAGAGAAACAUUUGCAUGACGUUAGUCAAAACGAAGGCAGUACUGAUGAAGUUCCCGAUUCUACUUCAGAACAAUUAGCUGCUCUAAAAUUAGUGUUCAAAAAAGCUGCAGAAACCGACACACCAAGGGAGGUACCGGACCAUCUUUGCUGCAAAAUCACGCUCGAUAUAUUUCGUGAUCCGGUUAUUACACCAAGUGGUUUAACCUAUGAACGGUCUGUCAUCCUCGAUCAUCUCGAAAAGGUGGGGGCGUUUGAUCCGGUGACUCGGGAAAGUCUUUACCCGUGGCAGUUGGUCCCGAAUUUGGCAAUAAAAGAAGCAGUAGAAGCAUAUUUGGAAAAGCAUGGUUGGGCAUAUAAGAUGGAUUGAAAUAUAUAUGUAUAUAUAUAUAUAUACAAGGAGUGAAGUAAAUAGAGGGGGGAUUCGGUAGAGAUAGCUGUUUCAUUCUGUACAGUUUCUUCAUGAAUCCUAAACCUAGGUCAAAUGCUAAAUUGAAACACAAUUGGUUUUUGUGUGCAAAACCUUGCAUCUAAGAUAGAAACUGUGAAAUG
Molecule: messenger RNA, 1206 nt
Organism: Cynara cardunculus var. scolymus (artichoke)
Lineage: Eukaryota; Viridiplantae; Streptophyta; Magnoliopsida; Asterales; Asteraceae
Product: E3 ubiquitin-protein ligase CHIP
Exons: 8
Coding region: 185-1024 (279 amino acids)
Biological process (GO): protein quality control for misfolded or incompletely synthesized proteins; cellular response to misfolded protein; positive regulation of proteolysis
Cellular component (GO): cytoplasm
Molecular function (GO): ubiquitin protein ligase activity; protein-folding chaperone binding
Source: RefSeq, a predicted model, not a curated record